GCUUCCUCCUGGCUGUCCCAGCUCCUCCCCCAAGGUCAGGCCCUGAGGGGGAAGGGGCAGUGGGGCACAGAGGAGAGAAGCAGCCUCUAUGGACACCCAGGAGCUGUGCGCCACGCAGGGCUGUUCCCUCCUGGUCCGGAUUUACAACUGCCACCGUUGGUCUCCGCUUGCCUCUGCCGGCCAGGUCGGCGCUCCCCGGGUCUCCCACUCCCCAAGCUGCCCUUGGCCUUUCUCAUUUUAUCUAUCUUGGAGGUGCUGGGAAAGCUGAGGAGAAUCAGACCAGCUCCAGGUUCCCUCUCCCCAGCGUCCCCCAUGUCCCCUGGUACCAGCACGAGAGGAAACGGCCACAUGGUCCAGAGAGCCCCGCUCCCACCCCUGCUGCUCCUGUCACUGUUGAUCCCAGGCUCGUGGGCUAUACCAGAGGCACAGCCACUUCACCGAGUGGCGGGGCAGACGCUUUCUGUGAGAUGCCAGUACCCCCCCAAGGGCUGGCCCUACGAGAGGAAGAGCUGGUGUAAGGAGCUAUCAGUGUUCAAGUGCACCAGGUUAGUCACCAGCUCCGGUCCCCGCAGGCUGGCUCAAGCCUCUCGAUUCUCAAUCUGGGACAACCCUAGCACCGGCCUCUUCAUUGUCACCAUGACUGGGCUGAAGGAGGAAGAUUCAGGACACUACUGGUGUAGAAUUUACCAUGCUUCCGGCAACUCUGUCUCUAAGUCCAUAAGGUUCUAUCUGACGGUGUCUCCAGCCCCCAUCACCUUUCCAGAGAUGGCCUCCCACCAGCCUCCAUCAAAAGCUCUGAGCACUGCUUCCGCCUCCACGCAGGCCACCCGGGCUUCCCGUGACCUGAUGUCAUCACAGACCCAGAGCUGUGUGUCCUCCACUGGAAGAGCCAGAGAGGCCCCCAGGGCUUCCUCUGCCGUCACUGCCCCUUCACAGCAACAAAACUGCACCCUCCACUGUCACCCUGCAGCCCCCGGCACUCUGGUCUCCGUGCUCUGUGGACUCCUUCUGGCCAAGAGCGUGGUGUUGUCAGCCCUGCUUGUCUGGGCCUUAAGGAGUCGACAUGCGCAACACAGAGGGAGGUCUCUGAUGCACCCAGCUCGGUCCAGACUCCAGGCCUCAGGGCCCAAGAAGGAUGGCCAGUAUCCCCCAGGCUCUCCAGGGGCGCCUCCCUGACCUCUGAACCCUUCGCUCCUUGCAAAGAAAAGGUGGAAGUCCCCCAGAACUUGAUCCAACACCCUUGGCUACACCCCUCACUCCAGUGUUGAGGAUUUCUCAGCCUGGACUCCUCCCAAGGUCCAGGCCCACGGCUUGCUCACACACAGCAGGCAUCUGGUCCAGCACCAUCCAGGGAUGGGAGCCGAAGACAGUGCAGUGGCUGUCCAGCAAACUGGAGCCACCACAGCGGGCCAGUCUGACUCUUCCCCCCACGAUCUUCUCCCCUAGCCCUCCCC
Messenger RNA from Neofelis nebulosa (Clouded leopard), 1454 nucleotides. RefSeq names its product natural cytotoxicity triggering receptor 2 (gene NCR2). Gene Ontology annotation, molecular function: signaling receptor activity. Gene Ontology annotation, cellular component: cell surface. Lineage: Eukaryota; Metazoa; Chordata; Mammalia; Carnivora; Felidae. The transcript has 6 exons. The record is from RefSeq and is a predicted model, not a curated record. The coding region runs from base 313 to 1176 and encodes 287 amino acids.